AUGCCAGCCAAAAUUAACUCAUGCAUCUUCUGUCGUCACCGUUUCUCUGGCAGCAAGUAAGGCUCCGCCCAUUUAUUUUUAGUUCUUUCUAAUAAUAAUUUUUUCUAAUAUUUAGAAUGGACUCCAACCGCUACGUAAAAUGUUUUACUGUUUACUACUAUAUUUAUAUAAUCUUCGGUUUAUUAUCCCAAUCAAUUUUGUUUCAUUUAAUCCGUCGAAAAAGUCCUCCAAGUUUAUCAAGUUUGAAAUAUUAUCUCUGGAAUACUUGCCUGAUCCAAAUAAUCGAAAUUAUUCUUGGGUUUUUCACACAAAAUCGUAAUUUACCAAAUAAAACUUCUCUGGCAAUUUUACCCGGCGGACCAUGCAAAUAUUUUUCGGAAUAUGUUUGUUUCGCAUGCUAUCAUAUUUUUCUAGCAGUUUCAAUGUUAGUUGCAAUAAGUAUUGCAAAUACUGUUGCUUUUCGUUUUUUACUUCUUCGAUAUAACGGUUUAUCAAAGCAAAGUAUUAUGAAAAUGAUUGCAGCUUCCUAUAUUCCAUCAAUCCUAUUAUCAGUAAGUUGGCAUUUAUUUGGAAAAUUCUUUGUUUUUGUUAAUUACAUAUUUUUCUAAUAGAUUCCAAGUUUCUAUUAAUAAAUAGUAAUUUUAAACAAAAUUCAAAGAUAAGAAUUCUAGAAACUAAUUUUUAUACGCUUCAAAGAAUUCGAGAUCAAACUCUUAUUACACUUUAAUUAUGGGAACUUUUCAACAAAAAAAGUAGAUAAUUGUCAGAUAAUUCCUUUCUUGGAUACGUGGGAUUUCUCCGAAGUCAGACGACUCACAGCAAUUGAACAUCCGACUUAUGAUCUCACAAUUUAUGGAAAUUAUCCGGGAUUCGCAAAUAUUACAACAGUUCCAUUUUUAAGUGCAACAUUAAUAGUUGCAAUCGGAGCAUAUGGAAUCCCACUUUUAUCAGCGAUUCUAACAAAAUGGAUACUUUCAAUGAUUUUGAGAAAUGGAAGUAUGUCAAGAAAAACAAAACAUCACGCAAUUAUGCUUGUCUAUGUACGUGAGAAAAAUUGAAAAUCUCAUUUCGAAACAAAAAUCUUAUUUUAGGGUUUGGCUUGUCAAACUCUUCUUCCGCUCAUUUCAUAUGUUCCAAUUAUAACUUUAUAUUUAAUAUCACAAAUCACUGGAGAGGAAAUGCUUUUGACCGAACACUUUCUUAUGUUAUGUUCAGGUUUUCCAGCAUUAAUUGAUCCAUUCAUUUCAUUUUAUUUUAUUGUUCCAUUUCGAAAUGCGUUGAUUGGGUUUGUUCGGAGAAAACCAGUGAUUGAAGAGACAACAAUGGUUGUUUCAAGUGUUUCAUUUGUCAAACGUAGUUUGUGA
Molecule: messenger RNA, 1364 nt
Organism: Caenorhabditis angaria
Lineage: Eukaryota; Metazoa; Nematoda; Chromadorea; Rhabditida; Rhabditidae
Source: the annotation of a GenBank genome assembly